AUGCCGUAUCUCAUCGAGUCAAUUGAGUGGCGCCUGAUACGUGAGCUGGGGCGCUCGUUUGGCCAGAGGAAAGCUGGUCAUCGGAUAAAGCCACUUGGUUGUCAUGGACCAGUGCAUCCUACCGUAGAGCACAUCGAGGUGGAGCUACGUCGCCUAUUUAUCCACCAAGACAUCCCACAGAGUGUGAAUGAUGUUGAGUUUGGAGCAUGCCAGGUAGCGUUGAGGAAGCUGUGUCUUCGCCUCGAGGACCUGGUCUCGGAGCAAUUGAUCGCCAGGAGCUCGAAGGUGGGUGCUUCCUCUUAUCCUAGGUUACGGGCUUUGCUUCCAUUCCUCGACUCGGUAGCUCAGACAUUUAAUCUUGUUCACGGUCCCGACACUGCUCUCUUUGUACUUCCUAACAGCGUUGACGAGCUUUACGACUGCCUGGACAUAGCCACAGAGUGUUCCCGAGCUCUCAGCAAGCUGUUAGCGCCUCCUGCUUCAGAACCCAUUCCACAGCCCCCUCGGAAGCAGAAGGCCAAGAACAAAGAUGCUUGGAAAAAGGCGAGGGUUCGAAAGCAAGCCACUUUUGCGCUCGAGACGCUGUUCAAGCACUUUAAAUGUGGCACUGCUCACGAAGUGUUGUUGCGGCUCACGGAAGACACCGAUCAAGACGCUGCGUUGCCAACAUUGCGGAUGAUGCUGUCAAGAUGCCCAGAUCUCGAGUCAUGGCUGGAGGCGCGGUGCGAAUCUUUAAAUUUAACUGAGUCCUCCAUCCUACCAAUCCCUGACAUGCGUACUGUUCUCCCAAAGUGCCUUAAUCACGGAGCUGCCCUGGUUCUAUACAUGGAGAAGUACGCGCUGUUCGGAGCGUGGGAAGAAUCGAAAUUUCCCGCCGUUGAAUCUCGGAGAGAAUCUCUCGGCCAGCUUCUCGCCAAAGGCGUCUUUGAGCCUCCUUCUAGAGAUAUCAGCGCCGUUCUCGAGGGUCUGACACCUUGUAGGUUCAGUACUCGGGAGAAGCAGGCACUUGCUGUCAAAUUGGGGUUCUGUUUGAUGGACUUCUUUGACGCUGAGGUCGACUCAAAUCGAAUCUACUUUCUCGAGUCCAGUAGGAAAGAGAGUCCUCCUUAUCUAGCUUUUAAGUCAAGAUUGCCGGCCACACCCAACCCCUACAACUUCCGCAAGGGACACCCUCAUCCAAUCCUACUGUCAUUUGCUAAGCUCCUCCUCGAGAUAUACUGUGGCCAAGCCAUUGAUCUUGACAUAGGCUCGGAUGACCGCCAGAUUCGAGAUUCCUGGACGAAGCUUCUAGAUGUUGUCGAAACCCUGGAACGGGAUAGGCAAGAUUCUCAACUACAAGCCAUCAGCGGUUGUCUUUUAGUGCACCAAGACAUCGCCAAAGCGCUUGGUUCCGGGAAUAUUGACACUAAGGAUGCGGAAAAAAAGAUUCGCAGGAAGCUGUACAAAAACGUCGUCUGCAAACUACAGCAAGGUCUUGCUGAGUCCACUCCACGAAAGAAACGGCGACGGUCAGAAUCUCCUCACGCGGCAACAGAAUACGAUAGAACGAAAACGAUGAGUCCCUCUGACUCACCGCCGAGAUUCAUGGGACCCGACUUUACGCUGCCUCAGAGAAAGAGACACCGCGCCCCGGACUUCAUGAACAGUCUAUCGAGCGAUACGCGUGGUGGAAACCCUCUAUUGACGGAGGCGAAUGUCUCUCCUCCGACGUCACGAGAUGACUUUGAGGUUGCGAUAGUCUGUGCAUUACCGGUUGAAUACAAUGCCGUCUCACUACUCGUCGACGAGUUCUGGGACGAGCAUAGUGGUGCUUCAAGUGCUCGGGGUGACACUAAUAGGUAUAAGACGGGCCGCAUCGGCAGGGUCAAUGUUGUACUAGUACUGCUUUCCAAUAUGGGGAAGGCGAGUGCUGCAAGCUCAACUACAAGUUUGGCUAUGAGCUACUUAGGGCUAAAGCUUGUGCUGCUCAUCGGCAUCUGCGGUGGAGUCCCACAAACGAGGGCUGGACAAGAGAUGUUGCUCGGUGAUGUGGUAAUCAGCAACAGCGUCAUACAGUAUGACCUAGGAAGACGCUUUCCUGAUAAGUUUGCUAUGAGGGAUGCCCCGGCAGAUAUGCUUGGUAGACCGGACAAGAACAUUCGGAAUCUGGUAGCUAUCCUCGGUACAGACUUAGAGCGACAGGGCGUCGAGGAACGCACAGCCUUGUUUCUCAAACAAUUACAACAAAAAAGCUCCAAUUACCAGUAUCCUGGAGCCAGCCAGGAUCGACUCUUCAAAGCUAGCUUCCGCCAUGGACAUCACUCUGCUGCUUCAUUAGAUGACGUGUGCUUGUGCAACACCACACAGACUACGUGUGAAGAAUCCCGUGGGUUGUCGUGCAAGAUGCUCGGAUGUUUAGAUAACGAUGAGAAUCUUGUCACCCGCAAGCGUAUCAAGACCAAGCAACUAAUGGAGCGUGCCGGCCGCCCCGAUGAUGCUCAAGCCCCCUCUAUCUUUGUAGGCCCAUUUGGAUCAGGAGAUACGGUGCUCAAGUCUGCCAAAGACCGUGAUGAUAUUGCUGGCACGUAUGGCAUUUUGGCAUAUGAAAUGGAAGCGGCCGGCGUCUGGGAGACGAUGCCCUGCAUCGUGGUGAAGGGCGUUUGUGAUUACGCCGAUAGUCACAAGAAUAAGGCAUGGCAGGCAUUCGCAUCCGCAGCAGCUUCGUCGGCUGCGAGAGCACUAUUGGAACGAUACAUACAAGAUAAUGUCUUUUAA
Clonostachys byssicola is the source of this 2754-nucleotide messenger RNA. Lineage: Eukaryota; Fungi; Ascomycota; Sordariomycetes; Hypocreales; Bionectriaceae. The record is from the annotation of a GenBank genome assembly.